This is a messenger RNA of Syzygium oleosum, 1259 nucleotides long. RefSeq names its product probable caffeoyl-CoA O-methyltransferase At4g26220. Gene Ontology annotation, molecular function: S-adenosylmethionine-dependent methyltransferase activity; O-methyltransferase activity. The record is from RefSeq and is a predicted model, not a curated record. The transcript has 5 exons. Lineage: Eukaryota; Viridiplantae; Streptophyta; Magnoliopsida; Myrtales; Myrtaceae. The coding region runs from base 311 to 1027 and encodes 238 amino acids.
CCAUUAAUAUGCAGAGCUAGUUCUCAAAGCUUCAGUAAGUAAGGCAAGUUCCAACCUCUAAUUUACAGUCUUUUUAUUGAUGAGGUAUUUUAAUCACUAGAGGAGACUCCUUGCAGUGAAUCACGGUCGUAUCUCAUGACAAAUAUCUGUGAAAUCUAUGCAUGGCACAGUCUGCAGUCUUGUUGAUUAUGUGCUAUAGCAAUCACAAACAUGUUUGUUAAUGUGAACAUUGGUCAUUUGGGGUCAUUUCCUUGAUGUGAAGGCGGUUUGAUACGGUAAGAACUUUUACUUUCCCAGGGAAAGAGCAAAAAUGGAAGAGAAAAUGAAAGCAGCGUCAAAUUAUGACAAGGCAUUAUUGCAGAGUAAGGAGCUGUAUCAGUACAUUUUGGACACAAGUGUGUACCCAAAUGAAACAGAGCCUCUUAAGGAGCUGAGAGAAGUUUCUGCAAUCCAUCCAAGGUAUUGGAUGGGCACUGCACCAGAUGCGGGUCAAUUGAUGGCAAUACUACUGAAGCUUAUCAAUGCUAAAAGGACCAUUGAAAUUGGAGUCUUCACUGGAUACUCUCUUUUACUCACAGCCCUAACAAUUCCUGAGGAUGGAAAGAUAAUAGCCAUAGACGUUGAUCGCGAGGCAUACGAAAUGGGAUUUCCCGUUAUCAAGAAGGCCGGUGUAGAGUACAAAGUCAACUUCAUCAAAUCCGAGGCUCUCCGAGCUCUAGAUGAUUUAAUGGAAAAUCUUGAUAAUGAGGGGAGCUUUGACUUUGCCUUUGUUGAUGCGGACAAAAUCAACUACUUGAAUUAUCAUGAGAGGUUAAUGAAACUGGUCAAAGUGGGUGGACUAGUCAUCUACGACAACACCCUCUGGAGAGGAACUGUUGCGAUGCCUGAAGAUGCAGUUGGAGAGAAAUAUAAGGAGGGUCGAAAGCUGCUGAUGGAGUUCAACAAGUUGCUCGCCAAUGAUGCUCGCAUCCAAAUUUGUCAUGCUUCGAUAGGUGACGGGAUGAUGAUCUGCAGGCGAGUUCCCUAAGUUAUUAUCUGUUGACCCGCACGCUAUUCCUUUUUCAAAAAGGAGAUCGCAUUUGCCAUAACUUCUUAUAUCUUCGCAAUGUUGUUGUCUUGUAUAUUAUAAUAACCAACAUUUGUGAAUAUGCUAAAAUUGAUGUGCUCAUCAGAAAGUGAUAUGAAUGAUUGAUAAAUAAAUAUUGUUACUACAGAAACAUUCGUAAUAAAUGUACAUUUUGUCGUGGCAUCGGGAAAUU